CGCAGUAGCCCGUGUCCCGGAAGCAGAGCCCGACCGUGUUGUUUUUGUUUUGAAUGGCAGGAGUGAUGAGCACAGCAGCCGCAGCUAAUCUCCAUCGUAUUCUCAAAUAGCACCGUCCCCAUGAUGAACUUCGAGGGUUUGGAUCCGGGCCUGGGCGAGUAUGCGCCGGGCCUGCACGGGACCCUGGAGCCCGGCCUGGAUUCGACCCUCGAUCCAGCUUUGCUCCAAGGAGUGGAGCUGGACCACGAGGCCCUGGCCGUGCCUGUGUCCGAGUCAGUGCACCUGCUGGAAGGCAUGUACUCUGAGCUUCAUAGCGUGGCCGCGGAAGUCGGCAUCCCUGUAACAGCCUCCCACUUCGACCUACAGGAAGAGCUGCUGUGGAUGGGGAACCACCGGGGACAUGCAAGCUCCUUUUUCGGCCCCACCAUGGGUCGCUACUCGUCUUUCCAGGUGCACCUGACUGAUGAUAUCCGCCACAUUCAGAGCAUGGACACAGGCGUCCUGUUUCUGACCAAGAGCAACCUCAAGUGCCUUACUCGCGGAGGCCUCAUCAUGUUUGACUACCCGAUGGAAGAGGGCACUGACAUGCACAGUUUGCUGCUCACUGACAAUAACACACUGCUCAUGGGAGGCUUGCAGAACUACGUUGCUGAGUUGGAUCUGAAUACAGUGCAGGAGACACAGAAAUUCACAGUGGAGGUUCCUGGGGUGGCCAUCAUGAGACAGUCCAAUCGUUUCUUCUUUUGUGGUCACACAUCUGGAAAGGUGUCUUUGCGAGAUUUGCGCACAUUUAAAAUGGAGCACGAGUUUGACGCUUUCUCCGGCAGCCUGUCAGAUUUUGACGUGCACGGCAACCUGCUGGCAGCGUGCGGCUUCUCAAGCCGUGGCCUCAAUGGCCUAUCCUGCGACCGCUUCCUCAUGGUGUACGACCUGCGCAUGAUGCGGGCUGUGACACCUCUGCAGGUGCACGUGGACCCCCUUUUCCUUCGCUUUAUUCCCACCUACACUUCCCGCCUGGCCAUCAUCUCCCAGACAGGUCAGUGUCAGUUCUGCGAGCCCACUGGUCUUGCCAAUCUUGCCGACAUCUUCCAUGUGAACACGGUGGGCCAGCUGCUCAUGAGCUUCGACGUGUCGUCGAGCAAGCAAGCUCUGGCCUUUGGUGACUCAGGUGGCUGCGUGCAUCUGUGGUCCAGUGCCCCGGAGGUCUCCUUUAACGAUUACUCACGAGAGACUGAGCUAGCCCUGCCCUGCCUGGUGGACUCACUCCCUCAUCUGGACUGGAACAAUGAGCUGGUGCCUCUGUCUUUGCUGCCUAUGCCUCUUACCAACACAGAGCCUCUGCUCUCAGACUGGCCGAGCAACCUAGUCACUCCAAGCCCCAGACGAGCACCACCUGUGGAUCCAGAGAUCCUGAGGACAAUGAAAACGGUUGGGUUUAUUGGAUACGCUCCAAACCCUCGCACACGUCCCAGAAAUCAGGUCCCCUAUAAGAUAAAGGAGGUGGAGCUUGAGUACGACAGCUAUAACCAAGUCCCAGAGUCUCCAAUUGGUCGAGAUGAGGAGCCUCACCUUUACAUGGUGCCAAAGAAGUAUAGAAAGGUCACCAUCAAGUACUCCAAACUGGGUCUGGAAGACUUUGACUUUAAGCACUACAACAGGACUCUGUUUGCUGGUCUGGAGCCUCAUAUACCCAAUGCUUACUGUAACUGCAUGAUCCAGGUGCUGUAUUUCCUGGAGCCGAUCAGGUGCCUGGUACAGAAUCACCUGUGCCAAAAGGAGUUCUGUUUGGCCUGUGAGCUUGGCUUCCUCUUUCAUAUGCUGGAUCUCAGCAGAGGAGACCCCUGCCAGGCCAGUAAUUUCCUUCGCGCGUUCCGGACCAUCCCUGAAGCAUCUGCGCUGGGCCUGAUUCUGGCUGACUCUGACGAGCAGACAGGGAAGGCCAGGCUGGGGCGGCUGAUCCAGAGCUGGAACCGCUUCAUCCUCACACAGCUGCACCAGGAAACCCAGGAGCAGGAAGGACCUCAGGCCUACAGAGGCACCAGCAGCAGUUCUCUGGGCUCGUCAGGGGAGUCUGUGAUUGGCAGGCUGUUUGGCUGUGAGGUGGAGAACAGCAGUCUGUGUCGCUGUGGAAAGGAGACGGUGCGGUCUUCUCUCACUCUGCUCUUCACCAUGCACUACCCCGAGCAGAGCUCCGUCGACAAGGUUCAGGAGUACGACUUCACUGAGAUCCUGAAGAAGAGCAUCUGUCUGGAGCAGAGCACACAGGCCUGGUGUGAAAACUGUGAGAAGUAUCAGCCUACAGUGCAGACCCGGAACAUCCGCUGUUUGCCAGAUGUGCUGGUAAUAAAUUGUGAGGUGAACAGUGUUAAAGAAGCAGAAUUCUGGAAGGCCCAAGCAGAGUUUGCGUUCAACAAGGCCCUCAAAAAAGAGGCAGCAGAGCCCCCGAAACCCAAGGAACCUCUCCCUACAGAGUGGUGCAUAGACAGUGAUGUGCUCUGCAACGUGGAAGGCUUGACCAUUGACACUUGUGCAGAAGACCUGAGGCAUGUGUGGAUCCCACUCAGCAUGAAGAUGUGCAUCAGUAAAGCUCAUGGUCUGGAGGUGUGCAGCUGGCCUGAGGGUGAGGAGUUGAGUGCAGAGGAUGAGGCUGAGGGGGCUGCUGUGUAUGACCUGGUGGUCACUGUGCCCCACGUCCUUGAUGCCCGUACAGGGGGUAACCUGGUAGCCCAUAUCAAAGUUGGUGAGACUUAUCAUCAGAGGAAAGAGGGAGUAACUCAUCAGCAGUGGUAUCUCUUCAAUGACUUCUUGAUUGAGCCUAUUGAUAAGACUGAAGCAGCUCAGUUUGAUGUGAGCUGGAAGGUUCCGGCCAUCAUUUACUACGCCAAGAGGAACUACCACUCCAAAUAUGACCUACGCAUUAAAAACCCUAUUGAAGCCAGUGUGCUGCUGACAGAAGCCUCCUUGGCACGAAAACAGCGGAAAAGUCAUGCCACCUUCAUCCCUCUAAUGGUUAGCGAGAUGCCACAGGCAGGAGACCUCGUGGGACUGGACGCAGAGUUUGUCACACUGAACCAGGAAGAAGCUGAGCUGAGAAGUGAUGGAACCAAGUCCACCAUUAAACCCAGUCAGAUGUCUGUGGCUCGCAUUACAUGUGUGAGAGGACAGGGGCCCAAUGAAGGAGUUCCUUUCAUCGAUGACUACAUCUCAACACAGGAACAGGUGGUUGACUACUUGACCCAGUACUCCGGCAUCAAACCUGGAGAUCUGGACGCCAAGAUUUCCUCUAAACACUUAACCACUCUGAAGUCCACUUACCUCAAACUCCGUUUUCUGAUUGACACUGGAGUGCGUUUCGUUGGCCAUGGAUUACAAAAAGAUUUCCGGGUCAUAAACUUGUUGGUCCUGAAGGAUCAGGUGAUAGACACAGUCUACCUCUUCCACAUGCCCAGGAAAAGAAUGAUCUCUUUGCGUUUCCUUGCCUGGUACUUCCUUGACUUAAACAUUCAGAGUGAGACUCAUGACAGUAUAGAGGACGCUCGCACGGCCCUGCAGCUGUACAGGAAAUACUUGGAGCUGAGCCGCGGGGGACAGGAUGAAUUCCGAAAGGUUUUGAAGGGGCUGUACGAAAAGGGACGGAAGCUGGACUGGAAAGUACCUGAUGUGGACUCUGCCGAUGGUCAGGGUAGCCCAAAAGGUACUGCUGUGUUCCCCUCGGUGCUAGGCUUAUGAUCAGAGUGAAAUUCCUCUCACAACUCCAACAUUCCUACCAAAGGGAAUUCUCAUCUAUCCAGGACUCCUCAGUAUCACUGACAAAGCUAGCUGAUAAUUAAUCGCAGUGGUCUUUGUCAGGCUGUUACAAGUACUGACAAUAUAAAGACUUUUUAUACUGAUUAUGUUGGGGGGAAGUGAACUUGCAGUGAGAAAAUUGUUUAAAAAUGAUGUGUCCUGAUAAGCCUUUCUCCACUCAAGUGUGCAGUUUGUGUGCCAUGGAGAGGAGAUACCUCUAGAACGAAUUAAGAUUUGUAAGUGGAAAAAGCAGAAUUGAAACCUAACCAAAAAUGACCUAAUAGCAGUACUUUUUGCUUGCAUUUCAUUCCAUGUUUACAAGACGUCCAGGAUUGAUGCAUGCACCACAUAAUAGCCACUGCACAUAUCUGUGUUUGUUAACUCACAGGCUGAAUGGUGUUGUUAGAUUGCUGCAGUCAAUUUUGUUGUUUUUCAGAAAAGCAAAUACCAAACUGAGCAGUAACUACACAUGGCAGUCCUGUUUUGGGAUGUUAGCAGUCUAUUUAACACAUUUCGGAAAUCAUUAAAAUGCAUAUUUCAAAAUAAUCCUGUUUUACUUUUUAGCACAGCAUACUAUCCCAAGCAUCACAAAUAUAUAACUUGGUGUUUGCCUUGAUCCUGGACAUGCAUAGCAUACAACUGGUGAGGCAAUUGUGCAGCUUUUCAUAGCUGAUUCAGUUGUAAAGUUUGGUCAGAUCUGUUCAUAUUACAUGUUUUGCUGAUUUUGGUGAUCUACUUGUAGUCCUCUAGAGGGAACAGACUUAAUUGUAGUAUUUUCUGCACAAUUUCUGUUUUUUUGCAGUGUUUAACAAUAUAAUGAAAAUAUUAGUGCAUAUUGGAAAAAAUAAAAUCCAAAAUGUGCCAGAACUUUUUGCAUACACCAUUUUCCCCCAAUGUGUUAAACCCAGCAAAUAAACACUAAUUGGGCAUUACAAUGUGUAGAGGUUCGUUCCCUCUAGAGGAUAUUAACUUAUUUUCACUUAGAAAAGUGAUGAAACGAUUUGACAACGGGCAUCCAGUUUUGAAUACGACUGUGCCUGUGGAGCCUGACGUUGCACUUACUGAAAUUUUUUACAUAAGUAGUUAAAAGCAAACAAAGUGUAUUAAUUGUUUAAACGUUUUUGUCUGUUUUUGUAACCAUAAUGAGGCAGCUGAAUAAAAUGUUUGACUUUUUGACAUA
Colossoma macropomum (tambaqui) is the source of this 4966-nucleotide messenger RNA. RefSeq names its product poly(A) specific ribonuclease subunit PAN2 (gene pan2). Gene Ontology annotation, molecular function: protein binding; poly(A)-specific ribonuclease activity; nucleic acid binding. Lineage: Eukaryota; Metazoa; Chordata; Actinopteri; Characiformes; Serrasalmidae. The record is from RefSeq and is a predicted model, not a curated record. Gene Ontology annotation, biological process: nuclear-transcribed mRNA poly(A) tail shortening; mRNA processing. Gene Ontology annotation, cellular component: P-body; PAN complex. The transcript has 26 exons. The coding region runs from base 121 to 3729 and encodes 1202 amino acids.